Brassica napus (rape) is the source of this 2744-nucleotide messenger RNA. RefSeq names its product CBL-interacting serine/threonine-protein kinase 4-like. The record is from RefSeq and is a predicted model, not a curated record. Gene Ontology annotation, molecular function: ATP binding; protein kinase activity. Gene Ontology annotation, biological process: signal transduction; protein phosphorylation. The coding region runs from base 210 to 1541 and encodes 443 amino acids. The transcript has a single exon. Lineage: Eukaryota; Viridiplantae; Streptophyta; Magnoliopsida; Brassicales; Brassicaceae.
UGUAAGUAGUACAGUGUUUUCUUUUAAUUGAAACUUAAGUAGUACAGUGUUACCAGCCUCACACAUUUCUUACCACUAUAUCAAUAGAGACCAUCACACAUUUCUCACCACUAUCACACUCAUAAAAGCUCUUACUCUUUCCUAUAAAGACAGAAACUGAAAACACAGUUACACACUUAACGUCCCUAAAACCUCCGAAAUAAAAUUCCAUGUUGCCUCCGUCAACAUCCCCACGGCAACCAUCGUCACAUCAUAUGGACUUACCCACUCCACAAUCACCAGAUAAAUCCCCCGCGACGAUUCUCCUCGGCAAAUACGAACUCGGUCGCCUUCUCGGCAGCGGUAGCUUUGCCAAAGUCCAUGUGGCUCGUUCCAUCGAAACCGAACAACUUAUGGCCGUCAAAAUCAUCGACAAGAAGAGAACCGCAACGGCCGGUAUGGAACCGAUGAUAAUCCGGGAGAUCGAAGCCAUGCGCCGCCUCCAACACCAUCCUAACGUCCUCACAAUCCACGAGGUCAUGGCCACUAAAACAAAGAUCUAUCUCGUCAUGGAGCUCGCUGCCGGCGGAGAGAUUUACACCAAGAUUCGCGAUUCUGGCCGCCUCAAGGAAUCGGAGGCGCGUCGCUACUUCCAGCAGCUCGUCUCGGCGCUAACUUUCUGCCACCGAGAGGGAAUCGCCCACCGCGACGUGAAGCCGCAGAAUCUCCUCCUCGACAAGGAGGGCAACCUCAAGGUCUCCGACUUCGGUUUAUCCGCUUUGCCGGAGGACCGUAGGAGCACCGGAAUGCUCCACACAGCUUGCGGCACGCCUGCUUACACAGCGCCGGAGGUGAUUGCUCAUAGACAUUACGACGGCGCGAAGGCUGACUCGUGGUCGUGUGGCGUCUUCCUCUUUGUUCUUCUCGCAGGUUACGUCCCUUUUAAUGAUUGCCAUAUUGUACUAAUGUACAGGAAGAUCCAAGGGAGAGAUUACAAGUUCCCAAACUGGAUCUCGAAACCUGCUCGAUCCAUCAUCUACAAGUUGCUCGAUCCGAAUCCGGAAACGAGGAUGAGUAUCGAAGCUGUAAGUGAAACCAAAUGGUUCAAGAAAUCCCUAAAAACCUCCGAGUUUAAACCCAAUGUCUUGGAAUCGGAUGAACGGUUGGGGCCACUGAGAAGUGAUACGAUCACAGCGUUUGAUUUGAUAUCGUUAUCGACGGAAUGGGAUCUAUCGGGGCUGUUCGAGAGGAGGAAGAUGAAGAGGACGAGGUUUACGGCUAGGGUUUCGGUGGAAGGAGUGGUGGAGAAGGCAAAGGCGAUAGGGGAGAAGUUAGGGUUUACGGUGAAGGAGAAGAGUGAAGCGAGGGUUGUGGCAUUGAGUAAAGGAAGAACGACGGUGGUGGUCGAGGCGGUGGAGCUGGUGGAAGGUUUGGUUGUGGCGGAGAUGAAGGUGGUGGAAGGUGUGGAGGAGGAGGAGGAUGAGUCUCACUGGUCGGAGAUAACUGUAGGGCUUGACGAGAUUGUGCUUGCAUGGCACCAUGACGUAUCUAAAAAAUGUUGAAAUAUGAUUUGGCUUAAUUAUCAAUGUUUCAGUUUUGUGAAAUCUCUUCUUGUUUUCUUUUCGUUUUAGGAUUUUUUCCUUGAAUGUUAUCAAUGUUAAAAAAAUUGAAAGGUGAUAAAAGGAUGUCUGAGAAUCAGCUUAUCCCAAAACUCAAGAUAAUAUCCAAAACUCAAACCAAAGAAAGAAUCUUUUCCUAUGCAAAAUUAUCAAAGGAUUUUAAAAUUCAAAAGUUUGAUAACAAAAGGAUUUUCUCUAGUAAAUUCAAAAGAAAAUUAUUAAUUAUUUUAAAAAAUUUGGUAGAUGCCAAUCUAAAGUUGAAGAAGCGUUUUAUCCCAAAAAUCAAAAUAUAAAAAUUACUUUUUCUCAUAAAAUCAUUAAGAUAUUAUUAACAUUUGAAAACUAUUUGGCAAUGAAUUUUUCCGCUUAAAAUUAUUAAAACUAUUAAUAAUAUACAAAAUCUUAGUAGGUAUUACUCAAAAUGUUGAGAAGAUUUUUAUCCCAAAUCUUAUAAAUAAUUAAUUUUUAAUUGUUGUCAUAGAAAUAGCAUUUAAAAAUCAAAAAGAAUAUUUUAGCAUAAAAUUGCCAAAAUAUUGUUUUUUGUAACUAAUUGCCAAGAUAUUGUUAAUAGUAAUACUCAACAGUAAUAUUAAAAUUUAAUGAUAGGUACGCUCAAGACGCACUAUCAAUUUUUUUUUCAAAACUACAAAUUAUAAUAAGUUUUUCCAUAUAAAGUUGUCAAAAUAUUAAUAAUGUUCAAAAUUUGGUAAGUAUUACUCAAAGAUUUAUGCAACAUUUAAUCGAGUGAUUUUACUUUUGGUAUCAUUAUGAGUUAUUAAGUUUGAUGGCCACAAUGUUUAAUCAAUGCAACAUUAUAAAAUGAGAAAAAAAAAUUCUAAGGGUUACAGACCUCUUUGUCUAAGUAAUGUUAAUUAAAUGGUUUUUAGAAAAAAAAUGAAAUUAUAAAAAAGUUAUUUUAACAAAGUUUAAAAUUUCAGAAAUGAAAAUGGAGAUGCAUGUAAGUAAAAGAUAUCCAAAUUAGUUAGCACCACUUACCAAAUUUGUUAUAUUUUAUUCCUUAAUUUUCCAUAAAAUAUCAUCAAAUUCAUUACAUUCAAUUGAAUAUUCCUUAUUUGUCACUUUGACAAAUUUUCUGGUUUUGACUAAACAAUCCAUAAGAUUUUUAGUUGGUAUAUGAAAUAGUGA